CGCGGCGCUGCCAUUGCGCAGGUUCCAUUCCCGGCGCUGCCAUUCCCGGCCUGUCUCUUUCUGGCCAUGUACCGGCCAGGGUUCCGCGCGCCCACACCUCCCUACGCGGGCGGCGGCUUCCGGAGCCCCCCCUCCGGCGGAGGGCCCCUGCCGCCCUCCCCGCGGGGCUACGGGAGCCCCCACCACACGCCGCCCUACGGGUCCCGGCCCGGCCCGUACGGCGGCGGCCUCUCGCCCCGCGGGCCCGGGUUCCAGGGGCGCUUCGGGAGCCCCUCGCCGGGGGCGCAGACACCGCGCAGGCCGCAGAGCGUCAGCCCCCGGUACCCGGCUCCCUACGGCGGCGCGGCCGCGGCCGGGGCGCCCCUGCACCUGCCGUCGCAGCACAAGCGCUCACCCGGGGGCUUCCAGAGGCACUUCCAGGGAUCACCCAGGACAUCUACUCCAUUUGGUACAGCGCAUGGCAGAGAGAAAAGAGUGUCUAAUGAUGUGGAAAACUAUUACAGACCUUCAAUGCUUGAGGACCCAUGGGCUGGCCUAGAGCCAGUUUCUGUUACAGACAUAAACCAGCAAUACAGCAGUGAGCAAACAACAUGUACUGGUAAAAAAGGGAGGUAUUUCAGCUAACACUUUUAAAGGCCAAAUAACUCCAUCUUGUCAGGAAAACUUUGGGACAAAAUCUUAACACUCACACAAGAUGAACAAUAAUCAAGACCUUAGAUAAUGCUUUUAUUUGAACAUAUGUCCACCCUUUUAUCCUACUUUUUUUUUUUAUUGCAUUGGAUAUUUUUAUGUAUGGGACAGAAAAGGAGUGGUAGGAAACCUUACAUUUCUGGCUAUGUGGAAGUGCCUACCAGCUUUGAAGAACAAAGUGUUCUUUAAUCACCAGCGACUGAUAUGUGACUGUUAAAACAGGUUUCCUUAUAUUACCUCUUCCAUGCCAGAUUGUUAGCCUUUUAUUGUAAAGUACUUUAGGAAGUGGUAUUUUUUUAUGUUUCAACAUUUUUAGAAUGAAGUAACUUGGAAAUAAAAUAAAGUUUUGUAAA
This is a messenger RNA of Chiroxiphia lanceolata (lance-tailed manakin), 1043 nucleotides long. It is a transcript of the gene MPLKIP, whose product is annotated as M-phase specific PLK1 interacting protein. Lineage: Eukaryota; Metazoa; Chordata; Aves; Passeriformes; Pipridae. Gene Ontology annotation, cellular component: centrosome; nucleus; midbody. The transcript is spliced from 2 exons. The record is from RefSeq and is a predicted model, not a curated record. Bases 67 to 624 code for a protein of 185 amino acids.